Fusarium vanettenii 77-13-4 is the source of this 1757-nucleotide messenger RNA. RefSeq lists its product as uncharacterized. NCBI's taxonomy places the organism in Eukaryota, Fungi, Ascomycota, Sordariomycetes, Hypocreales, Nectriaceae. The coding region runs from base 1 to 1725 and encodes 574 amino acids. The transcript is spliced from 2 exons. The record is from RefSeq and is a predicted model, not a curated record.
AUGCCCCCGACCAACCAGCCAGCAAGGACUAUGAAACUAUCGCCAUUUAAGGCCCAUGGCGAAGGCGACACCUUGACACCCUCUGAGGAAUACACCCAACUCGGGUUGGCCAGGGACUUGGACACGAUGAAUCAAGCAACCCAAGACUCUUUUCCGUGCCUUCAACAAGAUGGAGGCGAGUCUCGGGAUCAAACCCUCCUGUCUUGGCAUCCACAAGACUUGGCCGAUGUGACAACCGGCUCUUCUACAUCAGCCUCGGUAGGGAAUAUGAUUCAGCCUACCGGGCAGCCCUGGCAAGCAUCGCUGUCAUCCUGGCCGCUGCAUGGUCCGGCUCAGGAUCUCUGGCAGCACCCCUACCAAACCGGUCUAGGCGAGGUAUUAUCACCUACGUGGGAAUUAAGCCAGGGCACCGCCAGGGCACUCCAGCAUUCGCCCAUCAUCCAGACUCAGCCACAGAGCCUCCCGCGACGAAGAAGCCGGUACUUCUGCACUCCGGCCCUGCCAAUGGUUUCAAGGCCUAUAGACACUCCAGGCCCCAGCGCCUCGGUGGAGGAGGGCGAAAUGAACCCGAUACAGCGCUGGCGGAAUUCGCCCCCAGAGACCGAGCCGGCCUCGCUAUCCGCCAUCGCAGAUGCUUUGAGGAAUGCCCCGCUUCGGGGUCAAGCAUCCACCAGCAGCCUCAAUUCCCGCCGUUCCGACAUUCGAGCGGGCUCGACAGUGAGCUUUGCUAGCGGUUCAAGCUUGUCCUCGGGCUCUGCUUCGGCCAGCUCGAUGACGCGUCGCUCCCGCGUGUUGAAACGCACCCGGCCGACUACCAAGGGCAAGACGGCAGAGAAGAGAAGGUUCCCCUGUACAUUCUGCUGCGACUCGUUCAAAAGCAAGUUUGACUGGGCCCGUCACGAGCGGUCCUUGCAUCUCAAUAUCGAGGGUUGGCGAUGCGCACCAUUUGGCAGCAUCGAGAUAUCGGCCAUCACGGGGAGCAGCAGCUGUGCCUACUGUGGACUUGUUGAUCCCUCGCCGGCACAUCUUGAAGAUCAUGACAUUAAUCUGUGCAGGGCAGGCCAGAUCUAUGCGCGGAAGGAUCAUCUAGCUCAGCACCUAAGGUGUAUCCACCACGUGAAGGAUCCUCCGUCGAUAGACUCGUGGAAGGUUGAGGGACCACCAAUAACAUCGAGGUGCGGCUUCUGUGAUCUCCGUAUGGAAACAUGGCAAGAGCGUAUAGACCAUCUAGUAUCGCAUUUCCGUAAGGGUAAGACGAUGGACGACUGGAAGGGAGACCAUGACUUGGAGCCCAAGAUCGCAGCCUUGGUCACUAACGCGAUACCGCCGUAUUUAAUUGCGUCCGAGGCAAACACAUACGCCCCAUUCUCGGCAACGACCCCCAACCUCGCGCAUGCGGAGCACCUAAAACAGAUAAAUCAGUCGGCCGAGCAAAGUUUCGAAGCGUGGAGUGGCUCAGAGCCGUCGCCGGGGGGGUCGGGAGCACCGGCGAUAUCCCUCCACAACAAGUCGUUCCCCGAACUGCUGGCUUUCCACCUAGGUCGUUUUGCGCAGCACCAGGCGAGCCUUGGCGUCACCCUUACGGAUAAGAUGUUCCAGGACGAGGCGAGAAGGUUGCAAUUUGGCAGCGUGGACCCACUGGAUAACACUGUUGCUGACAACGAGGAGUGGUUAUCUCUCUUCCGCAGCCAACAUCUUGAGGACUCCAGUAGACAAUCAGGAUAACUGGUAUUAAAAGAAUAGAAUCUCUGCAAGAG